Messenger RNA from Brassica oleracea var. oleracea, 609 nucleotides. RefSeq lists its product as uncharacterized. Bases 1 to 609 code for a protein of 202 amino acids. The transcript has a single exon. Lineage: Eukaryota; Viridiplantae; Streptophyta; Magnoliopsida; Brassicales; Brassicaceae. The record is from RefSeq and is a predicted model, not a curated record.
AUGGUUUUGAUGGCGCGAGAAGAAAUCAAAAACUCAGAUCAGAUUUGGUUUCUUGACUCCGGAGGCAACAACCACAUGACAGGAGAAAGACAAUGGUUCAGCGAUCUAGAUGAGAGUUACAAGUAUUCAGUGAAGGUGGGAGACAACUUAAAGAUGGCAGUAGUGGGGAAAGGAAAUGUUAGGUUGGAGAUUGAAGGCGUUUCACACAUAAUCACAAGUGUGUACUACAACCCUGAGCUCAAGAACAAUCUUAUCAGUGUGGGUCAGCUAGUGGAAAAGGGGAUCGCAGUGCUCUUUCAAGAUCAAGAGUGUGGGCUAUACCAUAUAGAGAAGGGUCUGAUCUUGAGUUCUGCCAUGACAAUCAAUAGGAUGUUUGUUAUCAAUGCAAGGAUGAUGGCUCAAGAACCUAUGUGCUUCAAGACAUCGUCAGAAGACACAACUCACCUGUGGCAUUGUCGGAAUGGGCACUUGAUUUACAGUGGAUUGAAAACACUGAAGCCUGGAAACAUGGUCAGACGGUUACCACAGUUGACAGCACCUACCAAGCUGUGCAAGGAUUGCAUAACGGGGAAGCAGCAGAGAGAGAUCAUUCCAAAAAGGAGCAAUUAG